Caenorhabditis angaria is the source of this 405-nucleotide messenger RNA. The record is from the annotation of a GenBank genome assembly. Lineage: Eukaryota; Metazoa; Nematoda; Chromadorea; Rhabditida; Rhabditidae.
AUGUGGUUUAUGAUGAAAAUGAGCGAGUUGUUCUUGUCGAAAAUCGAAAACGCAAAAAUCAGGUAUUUUUUGAAAUCAAAAAUAAAAUGCUGAAAUAAAUUGAUUGAAAUUUUUUAUCAGAGCUCGAACAAACUUCAAAAACGAAUUCAAAUCAACUUCAACAAUUCGAGAAAUCUUGCGAGAAUUUCACAGCGAAAUUCAGAGUCGCAAUGAGUAAGUUUUCAACAACGAAAGCGAGUAAACAAAAACAUUUUCAGAUCAAAUUACACUCCAAAUUUAUCAUAUUCAACUGGAAAACACGAGCAAAAAGUACAAAUAAAAGGAAGAAUGUUGGAUGUGAAAAUUGGGAAAUUGGCCACAAAUCGAGACAGUUUUUUGGUUUACGUGGAUCUUUUGCAAAAUUAG